CGACGGCACGGUGCAGAAGGGUCGGGUGAGAUCGGCUACCGGGUGGCGGGUGGCGGCACAACAACACCACCGGUGCAGCAGUACCGGUAGCGGGCGGCGGUACGCCGGCAACACGCUCGCCAGGCUGCUGAUCCUCUUUGUAAGUAGUAUUUUACUGUGCCACCCCUGGCAUGCCGGGGCGCCGCUGCUGCUGGACGGCGUCGGUGCGGUCCUGCUCGACACCAACGGUGGCGAUGGGAAGGGCGCGGUGCAGGCGUUCGGCGACGGGCUCGGCAUCAGCCUCGGCGGUUCCAACCUGGAGCAGAGCAUAGCGGCCGUGUUCAGUCGGGUCGCGUACGGUUCGACCACCACCACCAAGCGUAGCAUUCCGGAUAACGUGUACGUGCCCAGUCUGACGACCGUGUCCACGCCACUGCUGACCACGUUCAGGUACCGUGAGAAGGAUAAGGACCCGAUCAGUGGCCCGGGAGCUGGCGGCGGCGUAGGCCCCGGUGGCGAUAAGGAUUCCCACUACAACCACCAGCAAAUUAGUGCGAACCAUCGGAACUACGAGCUGGACCUCGAGCGGGACCACGUGCUGCCGACGUCCGCACCGAACGCGGAGAUUCUCAAGAGCAACAGCAAUCCGACCUACCCGAACCCGAACCGCCACCAUAACCACGACCGUCACCGGCACUCGAACUCGACACCGUAUCCUCACGGUCACAACGCGAAGAAGGGAUUCCCCACGAACUCGAUGUUCUCCGGUGACAUUCCCGCCUACUCGCCCCCAUCGCGGACGUUCUUCACGCCACCACUCCCUCGCAACUACACGAACCCUUUCGCCGACAAGCCGACCCUGCGCGGCACCAACAGUGACAGCACGAUCAUCAACACGGGCACCUACGCCAACCGGCGCCCGUUGCCACCGCCCAGUCUGAUGCCGGGCCACGAGAGGAUCCCGAUGCGUCCGCCAGACUUGGUACCGGGAGCACCAGGUAGUGGCAUCCUUCCCGGCGGUGGUCCGAUGAACGGAGGUUCGCUCAAUCCCCAGAAAGGUCCGGGCGGAGGUUCGGAUCCGGCGUACGCACCGGGCGGCAUGUCCGGCCCACCGUCUUCACAGUCGAUGGAAGCGCAGCGGAAGAAGGCCCUCAACACGCCGUCGGAAAAAUCGAACAAGCUGGACGCGGCAAAGAACUACGACAACCAGAAGCCGUUCCUGCUGGAUGAGAACGCGAACUCGAGCGCCAUCCUGCCGAACGGGAUGCACUUCCCGUCGAUCUCGCGCAUUCUGUCCGGCUCGAACGGACGCCCGCAGAUGAUCCCGGAUGUGUUGCUGCGCUCGGUAACCUCUGCACCCCGGCCCAACCAACCGUCGUACGAGCUCGGUGGGAAUGGUCCGACCUCGUUGAGCAACUCGAAGAAUCCGGCCGGCGUUGGUGGAUCACCUUUUGGCGGUGGGAAACCGGUUGGCGUCGAUAGUGGAGGGGAUCGAGACCGUGAUGGAUCAACCGAUGGUGACGGUGGUGCUGGUGGUGGUGGAGGCGGAGGAGGUGUCGAUGGAUCUAACCCCGAUGGUGAAGGACGCCGACCGUACGAUGAGGACGAUGAGGAGGAAGAGGACGACUCGUUCGAUGAGGGUGCCCAUUCGGGAAGUACCUCGAACGCGGUCACCACAACCGUCUCCUCGCUGCACGUUCUAUCAUCUUCAUCCUCACCAAUCACACAGAAAAUGCCGAACCUAAACCUCAAAUCGGUGAUGGUGAAAAAUGGCACUGGAGAAGAUGGAGCCGGAACCGGUGGAACGUACGGGAACGAUCGUAACUUCCAGGGUGAGAUCGCAGACAUCAGCACGUGGACGAUCGCGUGGAACAUCCACGUGUACCUAUCCGCCAUCCUGUACACCAUCCUGGCCGUGUAUAGCAUUUUCAAGAUCAUCUUCUACGACAAGCUGACGCAUCUGUUCUCGCAAUCGUACUUCAUCAGCAUCCACCUGAUCCUGAUCAUCAUCUGCUUGCUGCGCAUUUUCUAUCUUUGCUACGACGCUUACAACAUCCACUUCAGCUUCAAUCUGUUUACGUCCGAGGUGCUACUGAACCUUCCGCUAACCUUCCUUACGACAACGUUCGCCAUACUGAUCCUCUUUCUACUGCUCCGAUCGAUCAACCACAAAACGAACCGGUACAGUUCGAUCCUCCGCCCGCUCACCAUCAUGAUCGGGUCGGGCGUUCACGUCGGGCUUUGUAUAACGCUACAUUUGGUCGAGUCGUACGAAACGCAACAGUUCUACCACAAACAGCACCAGCUGCAGAUGCAAAACAAACAGCUCAUGAUGACGGCGGGAGGUGGUGGUGGUGGGGGUCGCGGUGCAGGUCAUGCACCACCACCGACCAACAUCCAGAUCCCACCGCGCGUCCUCUCGCUCAUCUGUCAGAUCAUCUAUAUCUUCAUCUGUCUCAGCCUCGGCCUGCUGUACCUGUACAUGUACCGGCUGCUGAAGCGAAUCCUGCACAAGAGCCAGAACUACAUCCACGGCUACAACAACCUCUCGUACGCGAUCCACAUCACGAUCGCAACGGCAUUGCUGUUCAUUCUGCUUGCCGCGCUCCAGAUCUACGGUGCGAUCAGUAUCAGUUCGCAGACGAAGGUGAAACUGUCACCGAGCCACACGCUGCACGAUGGGUCGGCCAAGAAGACGCUCUGGGCGUCCCAUAUCGAGAUCGAUUGGUUCCAGUGGGGCUACCAGUUCAGUUUGCGGUUCAUCGAGAUCGUCAUCAUCGCGCUACUGUCGUGGGUGACUGGUUUGAAGACGGGUCCGUCGAAGGUGAUCCAGCGGGAGAAGGAUAUGGAGCAACCGAACGCCAGUGGGUUCGCGCUGUUCCCGUGCACCUCGUCGUCGAGCCAGGAGAACUUCGAAACGGACUAUCCGGCCGUGUGCAAUACCAACCGUAACCUCCACACCUACACGAUGCGCACUGGGAAACCGAUCUACGAUGAUAACUUUGCGCUGAAUUCGCUCAACCUCGAGCAGAACAGCCAGCAGGAUCUGCAACUCGGUGGCGUUGGUGGACCGCCGGGUGUCGUAGGGGUCGGUGGGGUGGUCGGUGGAAACGACUUCCAACGAUCGCUCGAAACGAACAGUAUGCGCUCAUCGUCGCACAACUACAGCAACAACUACAACGGUAGCAACAACGACCACAUGCCGGAACAGGGUGACGAUUUCCUCAACGACACGGAAACGAUGCCGGAUCACUACGAGAAUCCGAACUUUGAGCUGAAACACCACAACAACCAGCCGCAUCAUCAUCAUCAGCAGCAACAGCAGCUCAGUGGCAGUGGUAGUGCGAACCAGUACCACGACAUCAUGGACAACUGCUACUCGGAGCCGAUCAAUGCGCCGCAGUACGAUACGAAGUCACUUCGCGGGCAACCAGGCCACCCGAUGGCACAGCAUCGUAACUACGACUUCCAGAACUUCGAGCGACCCAACUUUGACCCGACGGGACAUCCAACCCAGCAGCAGCAGCAGCAGCAUGGGCUACCCGGUGCGAUUCCGCCGGCCGCCGCAGCCUCGAUAUCGCGCGGUGAAUUCCGGGCGUCGAAAAACCUCAAAACCCUCAAGAGCGGCCAGAUGCAGAACGAUCUCGGCGGUGGUGCGAACACGAUGGGCCACCAUCACUACAACCACCACAACAACAUGGGCGGCCCGGUGCCACCCGGUGGCGGCAACUACGGUGAUUCGUUCGAUCGACGGAUUGGCGUGCGGAAGAGCGGCACACUGAACAACAUCGGUGCGAUGCACUUCAACCAGCACGUCGGUGGUGGCAGUGGACGCGGUAAUAACAACUCCAACUCGUCCGCCUCGUCGUCGGCCUCGUCGAACAAUCGGGCCGCAUUGCAGCAGCAGCAGCAACAGCAGCAACGUGGCCGUGGUCCCAUGUCCGGUGCGCAAACGUUAAGCUCGUCGCGCUCGUCGAACGAUCACCAUCACCACCAUCACCACCAUCAUCAACCGCCACCACCGCCUCAGCCACCGGCUGGCCAUAACUUUGCCAUCCCGGGAAGCUUCAACGAUCGGCUACUGAACGGUGGCGGUGUCGGAGGUGGUGAUUCGCUCGAACGAAACCCACAUCCACAUCAACAGGCACUUUCCUCGCAGGACAACGUGAGCGGCAACAACUUCGACGAGGGACUGCCGAAUGGACCGAGUGCGUACUACCACAGCAAGAAGCGAUCGCGGGAGUCGUCCAGCUCGAGCUACACCGGUGGCGGUGGGCCGGGUGGAGCCGUGCCAUACCCGGGCAACGGUAGCAACGAUCAUCAGACGGAAUCGUCCUCAUCGCCGACGGCCAGCAUCGGUGGUAGCAUCGGAACGCCGACGACGGGUGUGCUGCCGGGUAAGCUAGGUGGUCCGCAGCAACAGGAAAAUGGUAGCAUGCUGGUGGCGGAGCAAGGCUUCGUCCGGUUCCGGGCACUCGAGGAACCGACGCUCGGUUCGCGGACAAACCUCCGCAACCCGGAGAACAAGGGCAAGCUGUUCAUGAACUCGUAAAUAAGCCCCCCGGAGCGACACGAACGGACAGGGAAUGUGGUGAACAAGCGCGCGUGUGUGUGAGUGUGUUGUGACGGGCAAACGUGUGAGACAAACUGCACCAGGAUGAACGUUCUCGGAAAAAGUGGACAGAUUUCAUGUCAUCCUGGUCGAUGUUUACCCCGGGAACGAAAAUGAUCACGUCUCUCGGGAAAAAAUGUCAUCAGUUAUCUUUUACAUCGUUCCAACAGGAACGCAACAGCUUGCGUGAUGUUGUGUGCUGCGCAUGUAAAUAGUUUAGUAGGUCAAAACAAAUAUAAAGCAAGGACUGAUCCUGUAGCGGCACACCAUCAUCACCACCGGAACAAAAUACAUUUAAUCGGAGGAAUGUGAGGUUUAUUUCACCUUUCCUUCGCUUUUCCUCUACAGAUUGCUGCAUGGGAUGAUGCAAACAUUUACACUGUGAUGAUCUUAAUUUCAACUUCAACGGUUGCAAAGUGUUCUACGAUCUGUUGGUUCUGGGUUUAUGCAUGGUUUUUAGUUUUAUCAAAGUGACACUUGAUUUUUUGGUCACUCCAUUGCGGUAGACGAAACAUUAUGAAGGUCAUUUAAAAGGUCGCCAAUAUUUUUUUAUUUUAUUUUUCACAAAAAUUGUGUUUUGGGGAAUCAUGUUCGAUGGUCCAAUAGUUAUCAGUAGUAAGAUUUAAAGUUGACGACUAGUUUUUAUUUAUUUUUAAAAGAAAUGUUCCAUAUUUCAAGCGUUUCACACACCGUAUUGUUUUUCGUGAAGCAUAAACCGUGUUUAACCCACCAUUGAACCUCUAGACCUUACACUGUCGAAACCGUUGGAAAAAAGCACAAAACGAACACGUCAAAAAUGCAGAAAACAUGCACACUCGGUGCAACCGAACCGCUGUAGAAAGUUAAAGAAACCGUUAACUCAUUGUGAUGAUUUAAUCCGUCGUCUACGAAAAACAUAAGCAUAUUUCAAUUGAAAUAGAAAGCAUAUAGAACACCACGGUCCCUUUACACAACCCCGAACAGUUAUUUAAUGUAAAGCUAGAUCCUUGUACAUUAUCAUCGAUAGGAAUCAUGAGAUUUUGGGGGGUAACUCCAUGCCGGCAGUGCAUUUGUCAGCAACAUUGGUGGGUACUUGCCAGCUGGUGUUUUGUGUUUUCCCAGCCUUUAUUCAUUUUUCUUUUCCGCUGAAAUCCGAAAGGAUCCUGCACGCGCUUCCCUUCGGUCGUUCAGAACCCCAAACAGGGAGUUGGAAAGUUGGCCAAAUGUCAAGCACCAAGUGUUAAAACCGAUAGAAAGUUUUAUGUUGAGAACAGAAAAAUGUAAAGAAAAAUUACUACUUUGUCUGCACGUGCGCGCACACACACACACGAAUAGCCCCUGGAAAUUCCCACUCCGCCUGUUCUUUCCGCCCGUGCUCCGUUCGUUAGAGAAGAGGGAAAUGUGUUGUGGAAACAAGAAAAACGCUAGUCUGUUUUAUAAAUCUAUAUAUGUAAAUGGAAAACUGUAUCUAUAUGUGAAUAUCGUUUUUUUAAUUAUUAUUAUUAUUAUUAAACUUAGCCGGUUGAUAGUGCGGUUUACUUUUUUUUAACUAUAAUCUAAGCUAAGUUAAACGGUACGAAAAUUUUUAUUCGAUCUUAAUUUUUAUCACCGUGUGCAUCGUCCAGGAGGAAGAAGUCGCAUCGAGAGUGGCUGCGCGUGUAAGAAAACUGAAAGUGCAACAAAGUAGAAAGCGAGAGUAAGGCAGAACGAAAGUAGGAAAGAAAAAUGCAUUUAACAGCAUACAACUUUUAACGAGCUGAACAGAAAAAUUAAUAGAAAAUAAAAAUACGUUCCCACACUCACGAGUUGCGGGUUUGUGGAUGCUUGGGUUUUGAAUUUUCCACCCCAAAAUGCGGUUUGUUUUUACAGUUGAAGCAUUUUCCACGUUGCAUGUGUGAUAGUUCGGGUGCACCGAAGGCACUCGUCCAAUGCUACUUAACAAUUGGCCACGGAAGUGGAUGGAAAUAUAACAAAACACGAAAUGCCACGGAAAAUUGCUCGAUUGCCAAACUACUGAUUUUAUGUCGGAUGUUUGGUCUGUGUUGUUUCAUCUUUUAUUUUCCAAUUUGUUGCGGAGAAUUCGUAGUUCAACCAAACUAAAGCAUGGUGCAUAGAACAACCCGUGGACAGGAAACUGGAAAGUAUAAAAUCGUGUGAUCGCACAGAACAUAAAAAAGAACACAUUUAAAUUAUAACACUUACGAAACACAGACUAACAGAUAAAAACAGAUUUCCCGUUUCCCGGUGUGCUGCGGUACGAUUGUGACUGUUUUAUGUUGAAACGUGCUUUAUUUCCGAAUUCAAAGCUGUGCAUAUAGUCGUUAAAAUAGACGGAAAACCCAUGCUAAACACGAAUAGAAUAAUAAAAGAAAUCAAGAAAAAAAUAAAGUACACUCAAAAAAACAAACACACGAAUAAAUCCCCAACAAAUGUGUUAACUGUUCAUCCACUCACGUAAACUACAAAACGAAAGUAGAAAUGUGAGUUUAACAGAAAACACACACACACGAAAACCCGAAUGAAAACACACUUUUCUUCUAGCUGGUAAGGUGAUACUGAUGGAAAUAGUUGCCCAUAGCCAGUAUCGCAGUCAUGAACCGCACACGCAAUGGGUUUUUGAAAUACAUGUUGAUGCAAAAAAGAAAGAAAGAGAAAACUGAAGAACAAACGCAAAUUCCGGCAGAAGAAUAUAUAUAUAAAUAUAUAAAUAUAAAUAUAAUUCAUUAGAUCGUGGUUAGGGAGUGUAUUACGAUAGAUCGUAAAACGGGAAAAGAAGAUAAAAGAGGAAAGGAGAGAAAAUAAAAAUGAUAUGUCGGACGGAAGUGAAAAAAAGGGAAGAAAACGAAAAUGGAAAGCGAAACGAAAAGCGCCAGCCUGAUGGACGAGUAAAGAAAAUUAUGAAUAUUUAAAGUAAUUGAAUUCAGUAAAUUAAGUAUUACGUAAAAUAAAGAUGCAAAAUUCAACAAAAAUUGAAAAAUCCGACGUUUUGACUUAUUCUGCUGUAAAAAGUUUAUUGGGAAAUGUAAAAAAAACUGUUGAAUGAAAAGUACGCAAAUGGUUCUGCUCAAAAUCAACAGAUUUGCGCACGCCGGAAGUAAAAGGCACAUACAGCA
Messenger RNA from Anopheles coustani, 7683 nucleotides. RefSeq lists its product as uncharacterized. Bases 737 to 4531 code for a protein of 1264 amino acids. The record is from RefSeq and is a predicted model, not a curated record. Lineage: Eukaryota; Metazoa; Arthropoda; Insecta; Diptera; Culicidae. The transcript is spliced from 3 exons.